AUGAAUACAAUUGAUCGAAGAGAAAGUGGAGUGUUCUUCGUGGAUGGACCAGGAGGAGCAGGUAAGACAUUUCUUUACAGAGCUAUAAUUGCAGACUUAAGAAGUAAAGGGCAUAUUGUAUUGGUAAUUGCGUCCUCAGGAAUAGCUACAACUUUACUGCCUGGUGGUCGAACACCUCAUUCUAGAUUUAAGAUCCCAAUCAAUGCAGAGCCAUCCUCCACGUGCAGUAUAAGUAAACAAUCUGAUCUUGCAAAACUGAUUAGGCAGACGACCGCGAUAAUUUGGGAUGAAGCGCCAAUGACUAAUAAAGAGACAAUGGAAUCACUGGACCGCACAUUACGAGACAUCUUAGAAAACAAUAAUCCAUUUGGAGGGAAGGUGAUGGUUAUGGGAGGGGAUUUUCGCCAAGUACUACCUGUUGUGCCGAAAGGAAGUAAGUCGCAAAUGAUUUCAGCUUCUAUUGUUAAAUCACAUUUGUGGGCAUUCACCAAAAUUCUCCACCUACGACAGAAUAUGCAAUCCCUUAAUGAUCGUGAUUUUGCGGAGUAUCUUAUGCGCACAGGGGAUGGGAUUGAGCCUACCAUAUGUGAAGACUUGGUACAAAUAGAAGUAGGCAUGGCAAUACCAUGGGAAGGUGAGGCAUCAUUACACAAAUUAAUAGAAGAAACCUUUCCAAAUUUGCAAUCUCAUAGGUGGGAUGCAUCUUAUAUGGUGGAGAGAAUGAUAUUGACACCCAAGAAUCAAGAUGUGCAACAGCUUAAUGAUAUAGUCAUCAACCAAUUUCCGGGAGACGAACAAAUUUUAGCAUCCUUUGAUGAGGUAGAAGGAGAUACAAAUAAUCUGUAUCAACAAGAAUAUCUUAACUCGAUCUCCACAGGUGGAUUGCCACCUCAUAUGUUGAAGGUAAAAAAAGGUGCUCCUCUGAUGUUACUGAGAAACAUAGAUCCCAAGGCGGGCUUAUGCAAUGGCACAAGGCUACUAUGUCGAGGAACUUUUCAAAAUAUGUUAGACGUGGAAAUCUUAACAGGCCAUCACUCUGGAAAAAGAGCUUUUCUGUCUCGGAUAAAACACAAAACAACUGAGAACUCAGGACUACCCUUUGUGCUUAUUAGAAAACAAUUUUCUGUAAGGUUGAGUUUUGCCUUAACGAAAAUAGUUAAUAAUGACUAUUUCUCAAGAACAAUGCUCACUGAAUUCUUUGCACUUAAUCGGGCCGAUGACCAACAAUCUAGACAUCUUUUGUACAGGAAAAUUCCAGAAUAUUACAGUUGGCACAGCAAGGAAAAAGAAUGGCGUCGACGUAGGUCACAAAAGAGAGUUAUCGGUCGGAUCUAUACCGGUUUGGAUAACAGAAGGUAA
Arachis duranensis is the source of this 1359-nucleotide messenger RNA. RefSeq lists its product as uncharacterized. Lineage: Eukaryota; Viridiplantae; Streptophyta; Magnoliopsida; Fabales; Fabaceae. The record is from RefSeq and is a predicted model, not a curated record. The coding region runs from base 1 to 1359 and encodes 452 amino acids. Gene Ontology annotation, molecular function: DNA helicase activity. The transcript has a single exon. Gene Ontology annotation, biological process: telomere maintenance; DNA repair.